AUGAAAGAAAUUCGAGCGAAGAUAUCCGAAAACAAGCGGAAGAAGAAGAAGAAGUCGCAUAAGAAAAAUCGCGAGGAGAGAUGCACUUCCCUCGCUUGCGACGUUUGUUCUAAACAGUUCAAGAGUAAAUACUUACUGAAACGACACAAGUUCACGCACACGCCGACCGAGGUCGGCGAAACGGAUGUGAAAGAGAAUUCCGCGUUCACCGACGUGGUGCCGCGAAAUCAGGAAGCUCUCUCGUGCAUAACGUGCGACUUUCGCUGCGAUAAGAGAUCAACGAUGAUCGCGCAUCUCGCCGAAAGGCACGUGGGAGCCGAUGAUAGAUUUAGAGCCAGCGACAAGCGCGAGUUCACGUGCAUCGUUUGCGGCUUGGUGUGCGCCCGUAAGGAGACCCUGAGAUCGCAUUUUGUCCGCAAGCACACUCAGCAUUAUGGCUACUCGUGCGAGCACUGCGGCAAGGAGUUUAAGAUCAAGGGCGAUCUCACCACCCACACCCGAUUGAAUCAUCGAGAAUCGCCGGUGAUAUGCGACGUGUGCGGCAAAACCUGCCGGAACAGCCACAGCCUGUACACCCAUCAGAAACACGCGCAUUACAAGGCGAAGUACGAGUGUCCGCUGUGCCACCGGCGGCUCGUCACCCAGGAGAACCUGGAUCAGCACGUGCUGACGCAGCACGAGAGGAAGGAGAAGUCCGUGUGCGAGGAAUGCGGCAAGACCUUCUUUGAGAAUUACGAUCUGAGGAAGCAUAUGAGAAUCCACACCGGCGACAAGCCGUACAGCUGCCCGGUUUGCGGCAGAGCGUUCGCCAGGCACAGCAGUUUGAGCCAGCACCUCCUUCUGCAUACCGGCGAGCGUAUCUAUGCGUGCGACAUAUGCGGUAAAUCGUUCGCCCAGAAGGCCGGUCUCAUCUGCCACAGAAAGAUCCACUCGGGCGUUCUGCCGCCUCUGCCAGUGAUACACAUCGAUCAUAUACUGAAGGAAUUUAUAAAGAAAUGA
This is a messenger RNA of Pogonomyrmex barbatus (red harvester ant), 999 nucleotides long. RefSeq lists its product as uncharacterized. Lineage: Eukaryota; Metazoa; Arthropoda; Insecta; Hymenoptera; Formicidae. Gene Ontology annotation, biological process: regulation of gene expression. Gene Ontology annotation, cellular component: nucleus. The record is from RefSeq and is a predicted model, not a curated record.